Messenger RNA from Neospora caninum, 2409 nucleotides. Its product is annotated as WD-40 repeat protein, related. Gene Ontology annotation, biological process: regulation of transcription by RNA polymerase II. The transcript has 9 exons. Gene Ontology annotation, cellular component: histone deacetylase complex. The record is from RefSeq and is a predicted model, not a curated record. Gene Ontology annotation, molecular function: transcription corepressor activity; protein binding. NCBI's taxonomy places the organism in Eukaryota, Apicomplexa, Conoidasida, Eucoccidiorida, Sarcocystidae. Bases 1 to 2409 code for a protein of 802 amino acids.
AUGCGUAUCCAUCUGUCCUCGGACGAAGUGAAUCUGCUGGUUCACCGGUACCUGCUUGAGAAUGGGUUUCUGCACUCCGCCUUUGCCUUCUCGGCGGAGGCGGCGAUCCCGAAGAAUCCGUUCCACGUGACGCAUGCGGAGAAGCUGCCUCCGAACGCCCUCGUCACGCUUCUCCAAAAGGCCCUCCUCUUCAUCUACAUCGAGUACCACACGGAAGAUGAGACGGGACGAGCGAUUCCCUGCGAGGAGGCGUUCUCCUUCUUCAAGCGCCACGAGUGCUGGACCCGGCGCGAAGGCUCCGAAGAUCUUGCGGCCUCAGCUGCGUCGGGUCUCCUGGCGACUCUCGCCGCCGAGGGCGCAGGCACGCCGCGGAACGCGCCGGCAGCGGCCUCGCCGUCUCACCUCGCGAAAAGCGGGUCGGAGCCUGGCCCAGAGAGUGCAGGAAACGAACUCGACUUCUUGCCAGGGAGUCUCCUGGCAGACGACGAGCGCGCAGAGAGAACCGCGGAAAGGCCCUCGGCGCUCCGUGGGAAACGCGCGACGGGCACCAGCGUUGCCGCCAGCGCCUGGAACAGAGGAGGAGGAGGAGGACCGCGGGGCAAAAAACGCGCUCGCAUCCAGUACCGAGGGGCGACUGCGGGCGACGGUCCAGGUUCUGGCGAGCUUCCCGACGCACUCACGGGGUCUGUGCAGAACGCCGGCGGCCUUGUGGAGGAAGAGGAUCGCAAAGAGUCGCCGCACGAAGGCGACGGAGGAACGUUGUCUGGGCGACGCGAAGACGAAGAAGAGAGCGAAGACGCGCCUCCCGUCGCCCGCAACGAGACUGGGGAAGACACCAUCUUCGAAGGACCCCCAGCGCAUGCAUGCGAAGAAAAAGUCGCUUUGAAAAACUUCAUUCGGCUGCUGCCCGGUCAAGACGGAGACGCAGGCGCGCUGUCCGAAUGGAGUCCGGCAGACCCGUGCCUCAUCGUCACAAACUUUGCAGCGGGCAGCCCGUGGCUGUAUCGCCUUCCUCUGAACAUCGUUGGCCCCGGAGUCCUUGCGCCUUACCGCGAACUUGAUGGGCCCCGCGUCGCCGGUGCGCUCAAUCCCGGCUCUUCUGCUCACUGGAAGAGAGAUGGCGAGUUGGUGGCGACGGGGUACGAGUCUGGAGACGUGCGCGUGUGGAGGCCGUUGGACAGCCCGUUCGUUGCGUCGCUCUCGGUGAGUUCCACGUCGGUGAUUUGCACGGCCUUUUCGUGCGAGGGAACUUACCUCGCGGCAGCCUGUGCAGAUGGAACCGUCGUGGUUUGGAAGCUUUGCAGAGACGAGGCAGCCGAGACCAGGGAGAAAGGCGGGCUUGAGGUCGGGAGCAAGAGCGAGACAAACGAGGCGACUUCGGGUCCGAAAGCUUCCGAGGGUUCGCGGCGCGAAGAAGGCCGAGACGCGGAGUCAGGAAACGACGUCUCCUUCGUCAGGGUGCAUGCGUACCGCCACAGAGGGGGAGUCAUCGAUCUCGACUGGACGCGCGACUGUGUCAUUGCGAGUGGAUCGGUCGAUGGCUGUAUCGUCGUCACCGAUUUCCAAGAAGGCGUGUGUCACUGUCUCUCUCUCGGCGACGUUUCUCCGUCUGGCGGGACGCCUCGGACCGUGACAACUGCCGUCCCCUUCGCGAACUCGACAGAGCGAAGAGCGGAGAAAGGGGGGACUGGAGGCAGCGCGCCGUCUCCCAAGGGUAGGCGCGACGAGAAGCGAGAAGGCCAAGACGCGGAAGAUGCGCGAGACAGCGGGGAGGCGCUCGCGGUGUUUCCGGAGAAGCCUGCGCCUGCUGAGCUCGAAGCAAAGAAAGAGGACAGAAAGGGAGACGCACAGAAAGAGACUCUCGACGCAAGUGGAAGCGAGGCCGAAGUCGCCUCGCUGCGCUGGAACGCAGACGGAACCUUCUUGGCCAUCGUUGACUCGUCCCCCGUCGUUAAGCUGUGGCGGUUGGACGUGCCGCAAGCGCCGCUCAUUGAGUUGGCUGCGCACGCCGAGCCCGUCAUCAAGGCGGAAUGGCGCGAUGGAGGCCGGGACGAUGAUCAGCACUUCCUAGUCACAGUCGCCAUGGAUCGCCAGUUGCUUCUCUGGGACUUGGAGAAAUCUAAGGACGAACCUGCGAAGAACAUUGUGUACAACUACCCGCCAACGUCGCUGCGAAUCAGCGGAGACGGCAGCCGCCUGGCUGUGGGGACCUACGACAGCAUGGUCCACAUUUACGCCUUGCCGUCUUUGACAGAAGUCGCAUCUCUCAUCGACCCUCACAUGGUCAUUCCUCACAUCACGUGGCGCAGCACGCACGAUAGCAUUGCGUACAACGUCUUCAAUAUGAACCGGACGAUUGUGGCCAAAGCUGAGAAGCCUGGCGCUGGAAAGUUGGAAGCGUCUGCGUAG